Molecule: messenger RNA, 1386 nt
Organism: Glycine soja
Lineage: Eukaryota; Viridiplantae; Streptophyta; Magnoliopsida; Fabales; Fabaceae
Product: probable phosphopantothenoylcysteine decarboxylase
Exons: 3
Coding region: 204-839 (211 amino acids)
Biological process (GO): coenzyme A biosynthetic process
Cellular component (GO): phosphopantothenoylcysteine decarboxylase complex
Molecular function (GO): phosphopantothenoylcysteine decarboxylase activity; FMN binding
Source: RefSeq, a predicted model, not a curated record
GUGGGCUGAGUUGAACAGAAGAGAUUUAGGCAGCCCGAACCGACGAUGUUGUUUUUAACUGACAGCAGCACAAAGCGAACACUAACACUAACGUGAAACGCGUUGCGUUGUCGGAAAAUCACCCUCACCUGGUUUUUAAUGAGUGAGCUGAAACUUCUGUUUGAAUCAUGGAUAUUUAAGAUCACUGUGGAAGUCUCUAGGUGAUGGCCGGUUCAGAACCUGUUAGGGCAGAGGGAGAGACUAUGGCUGUGGAUGCUGCCCCAAGGAAGCCCCGGAUUCUACUUGCUGCGAGUGGGAGUGUUGCUGCUGUCAAAUUUGCAAAUCUUUGUCACUGUUUCUCUGAAUGGGCAGAUGUAAGAGCAGUUUCCACAAGUGCAUCUUUGCAUUUCAUUGAUAGAGCAGCAAUGCCCAAGGAUGUAAUUCUAUACACGGAUGACAAUGAAUGGUCUAGUUGGAAGAAAUUAGGUGAUAGCGUGCUUCACAUUGAGCUUCGCAAAUGGGCUGAUAUCAUGGUCAUCGCUCCAUUAUCAGCAAACACCCUUGGCAAGAUUGCUGGAGGGUUGUGUGACAAUCUACUGACAUGCAUCGUUCGAGCCUGGGACUACAGCAAGCCAUUCUUUGUUGCACCAGCCAUGAACACUUUUAUGUGGAACAAUCCUUUCACAGAGCGGCAUCUCAUCUCCAUUGAUGAGCUUGGCAUUUCUCUCAUCCCGCCUGUUACAAAGAGGUUAGCUUGUGGGGACUAUGGCAAUGGUGCCAUGGCUGAACCCUCUACCAUUUACUCAACUGUAAGGCUCUUCUAUGAGUCUAAGGCUCAGCAAGGUAAUGGUGAUAUCUGACAAUGUUGACAAUCAGAAACAAGUAUGAAUGGUGUGCUAGGACUUGUCUUGAUCCCUUGUUUUAUUGUAUUUGUAUUUCUCUUACAUCUAGUCUGAUAAUAGGUGGCAUGUUUUAUUUAGGACAAAAUUUAGAUGCAGUUGCUUAGGUGCUUUUGGUGCUGUGCUCUAAUUAGAAAUGAAGUUUCUCCUUUGUAAUUUGCAAAAUAAAGGUUUGUAUUAAUACUUAUAUCAGCAUAGUUUAAAACUCCAAUUAUAAUUGGAGAACACCACCAAAAACACCUGAAAAACUGCAUCUAGAUUUUUUUCCUGAUAUUUAUUGUAGAGGGAAUGUGCUGCAGACUCCUUUAUGCCUCGUAGAGUGAUGCUUGUAUACUUUCAUUAGUCACCGGACUAGUUGGUGUAGGAUCUUAUACACCCUUGGAUAUGUGCCCAUGUAGCAUCAUUUCAUGUGCAAUUUUAGAAACACUAAAUUGUUUCGCCAUUUGUAGAAUGACCUUAAAAAUACUUGAAAAGCAUGAUUCGAAUGAGGAUACGGCAUUUUACAAAA